This is a messenger RNA of Anguilla rostrata (American eel), 2343 nucleotides long. It is a transcript of the gene cdc6, whose product is annotated as cell division cycle 6 homolog (S. cerevisiae). Lineage: Eukaryota; Metazoa; Chordata; Actinopteri; Anguilliformes; Anguillidae. Gene Ontology annotation, molecular function: ATP binding; DNA replication origin binding; ATP hydrolysis activity. The transcript has 12 exons. Gene Ontology annotation, cellular component: nucleus. The coding region runs from base 215 to 1903 and encodes 562 amino acids. Gene Ontology annotation, biological process: mitotic DNA replication checkpoint signaling; cell division; DNA replication initiation. The record is from RefSeq and is a predicted model, not a curated record.
UUGCACUCUAGGAUAUAUACGAUCUAUGGUCAGGCGGAACUUGCGUAAAGGAGGGAGAACAGUUUGGCGGCAGUUUUUAGUAGGUAUAAGGAAACAGCGAGAAGCAUAGUUUGGUAACGUUAAGUCGAAAUAUAUAUAUAUAGAUAUCGUCGAAAGAAACAGGUCGGCACAUUGUCGUGUUUGCUUCAGUUCCAGAUCCCAAGCCCAGACAAAGAUGCCUAGCACCCGCUCUCAGAGCCAGCCCACUCUGCAGUUUCCGAAGCGAAAGUCUGUUGGCUCCAGACCCAAGGAUGCAACCAGGCCAAAGCAGGGGUCUAUAUUUCCACCAGACCCUAAAACUACCACCAAGAUCCUGCAGUCAAAGUCUCCCAGAUCUGCUGCUCUGAACCCCAAGCGUGCCCCAGAUUCCCCCAGGGCAGCCGUUCAACCACUAAGCCCUCGUAAGCGUAUGGGAGAUGAGAAUGGAUGCAACCUUCCCCCUACCCUCCUGGGCUCGCCCCCUAAGCAGAAGUGCCCCGAGCUGUCCUCACCCCGCAAGCUGAACUUUGAUGAGAACACCCCCGUUUUGUCACAUGUGCACAAAGAGCUGAUCUCCCCAAAGCACCCCAUUGCAGACCUGGCCUCUCCUAAUGCUCACUCCACCCUCCACCAGCCUCAGGAUACCCCUGCAAGCGCUUCUGUCCAAUCAGAGAAAAAGGCUCCUGCAGCUCAGCUGUACUCUGAAGAAGAGUCCUGUUACCACAGUGUGAAGCAGGCACUCCACACUGCUGUUCCUGAGCAUCUGUUGUCCAGGGACAAGGAGUGUGCUUCCAUUCGAUCCUUUCUGACAGACAAGGUGAAGCUGGGUAUUCCUGCCAGCCUCUACAUCUCUGGAGCGCCAGGAACAGGGAAGACAGCCUGUCUUAACUGCAUACUGCAGGAGAUGGAGGAUCAGCUGCAAUCUGUACAAAAGGUGAUCAUCAACUGCAUGAGGCUGCGCAGCUCCCAGUCGAUUUUCCCCCUCCUGGUUGAGCAACUUGGGGCCUCCAGGGGCCACAGUGUCCGGUGUUUGGAGAACCUUCUGACGACCACAGGACCCCCAGUUCUGCUGGUUCUGGAUGAGAUGGAUCAGCUGGACAGUAAAGCCCAAGAUGUCCUUUACACUAUCUUUGAAUGGCCGUACCUCCCGAAAUCUCGUCUCUGUCUUAUCGGUAUCGCCAAUGCACUUGACCUUACGGACCGCAUUCUUCCCCGGCUGCAGUCACGACCUCACUGCCGCCCGCUGUUGCUGCACUUCCCUCCAUAUAGCAGGUUGGAGCUCAUAGCCAUCAUGCAAGAUCGUCUUACACAGGUGUCAGGGGAGGUAGUAUUGGAUGCAGCAGCAGUGCAGUUUUGCGCCCGGAAGGUGUCAGCAGUGUCAGGAGAUGCUCGCAAAGCUCUGGACAUCUGCAGGAGAGCUGUGGAAAUUGUGGAGUCUGAUGCAAGGAGGAGGAAGCUGAACCUGACCUCUGACUCUAAAGGGUCCCAUGUGAGCGUCCCCCAGGUGGCAAGGGUACUUUCUGAGGUUUAUGGGGACCGCAUGGCCACUGGAGGUGGAGAAGGAGAACACUUCCCCCUCCAACAGAAACUCCUGGUCUGCUGCCUGCUGCUGCUGACAAAGCAUGGGAAGAGUCGCGUGAUACCUCUAGGGAAGCUACACGAAGUGUACAGCCGUCUGUGUGUCCAGAGACAGGUGGGAAGUGUGGGCCAGGGAGAGUGCUUGUCCCUCUGCAGUCUGCUGGAGAGUCGAGGCAUCUUCUCCAUGAAGAAAGCCAAGGAAGCACGUCUUACCAAGGUGUCCCUGAAGAUUGAGGAGAGGGAUGUUGAAAAUGCUCUGAAGGACCGUACCCUCCUGGGCAGUAUCCUCGCCACCGGUCUGCCAUGAUGUCAGUCUCCCUCCCAUUAUGAUGUGGCAUCUGCUGUUGUGCACCUCCUUCCACAGAACCCCAAGAACAUUUAUAUUGGUAAAGUUUGUAAAUGAUGACGCUAUUGCAGACUCAUGCUGUUGAUUUGAGAGGACAAGUCGGGACUUAAAAUUUAUGUACAUACAUUUUCUUUUCAAAAUCUUUGGUAACCACAGUAACCACACUUGAGAUUAUUUAGGUCUUUGAAUGUAUGAUAAUUAGUUGUGUCUGUAGUGGGUUAACUGUAUUAUUACUAUUAAAUAUUUUUGAUCCAGGAGUCACUGGUACUCAUUGCCAAUAUUUUUUGGUUUAUGGCAUGAACACUUUUUACAUUUUUAUCCAUACUUGAUAUCCAAACAAAGUGUUGGUAAUUUCUGAUGCGAAUGUACAUUCUUUUUUCAAAUAAAUAAAUGUACAGAUA